AUGGCUUUUAAUCAUCUUAAAUAUUCUAAAAAUCACAGUAUGGUAGACUUUUCAAUUAAAACAUAUAUUAAAUAUGAUAAUCUUCAUUUAUAAAUAGUACUAUCUCCAUUGGUACAUAAAUAAAAACUAUAUUAAAUACUAUUUAUAUCAGAUAUCACUAAUGAACUUGAAAUUUCAUAACUUUUAGAAAAUAAUAGAAAUAAUGAUGAUUAUUUAAUUAGUGAUAUUUCAUAAAAAAUAAGAUAACCAUUAAAUAGUACUAUAUCUAUGUUAGAAAUAAUAAUGGUAAUAAAUAAUAUUAAUAUGAUUUUAGAAUACUAUUCCAGUAGAUGUAAGAGAAAAAUACAUAAAUCCAGCUUUGGCAGGUUGUAAAUUAUUAAUUAAUACUGCUAAUGAUAUUUUGGAUUAUGCUUAAUUAUUGAAAAGAACCAAAUUAGAAUUAAUAUUAAUUGAUAUUUAAAUACAUUCAUUUAUAUCUGAUAUAGUUAAUGUAGUUAAAUCUUAAGCUACAUUUAGAGGUCUAAAAUUAAUUGUAACUAUUGAAUAAAAGGUAACUUAAUUUAUUAGAACUGAUCCAAAUAGAUUAAGAUAAAUUUUAAUUGAUUUAUUAGUUACUACUAUAUAAGCUACUAUUAAUGGUAAAAUAAUAUUAUUAGUAAGAAAGUGUUCAUUGAAUUCUGAUCAUAUUGAUAUCAUUAUUAAAGUUAAUGCUUAUGAAACUAAUUUUUAGAUAUUAAAAAUGAUCAAUAAAACAGUAAGGUUUUUUAAAUCUUAAUCUUUAUAAUCUAAAGUUAUAGAAUUAUCAAAAUUAAAAUAAUAUUCAUAAUCUAUAUUAAUAGCUUUUUAUUUAACUAAAUAUUUAUCUUCUAUUCCUUUUGAAUAUGAUUAUGAAAGAAUUGAAAAUUAAGAAAGCCUUUAAUUUAUUAUUAAAGUUUAAAAUCUAAAUACAUAAUUUAAUGAAUUAUUAACACAAAAAAGACUAUCAGUUAUAUAAAAUUAAAAAACCUUUCAUUAACUAUUUGUUAAUAAAGAAGGACUUUAAAGAGUUUUGUCUGAAUUACCAAGUUCAAAUGAUAUAUUAGAUCAUAAAUAAAUAAAGAAGAAUGUAAUUCCUACAUAUGUUGGAAUUAAAGAAAAAUUAAUUGAAUCUGAUUAAAAUGAAUCUGAUUUAUAAGAAGAUGAUGCAAUAUCAAUUGAAUCAAGGAUGGGAUUAUCAAUUAAAGUAGACUAAAUGGCAUAAGCAGAACCAUACUUUUUUGAUUAUAUAAAUGAAGAUAAAAAGAGAUAAGAAAUUUUGAAUUCACAACCUUCUCAAUAAUUAACAUUUGGAGGUUUUGUAUAAGGUAGAUCUUCAAUAUAUUCAUCAUUGGGUUAUUCUAGUGGAAGUAUGUAACCAAAUGAUUUAUUGGAUUGUUUUGAAAAAAUGGAAAAACUUAAAAUGUAAAAAUUUUAAUUUAAUUGUUAAGUAUAAAUAUUUAAUAUUAUUAAAGUGUCCUAAAAUAUUAAUAUGUGAAAGUUUAGAUUUAGAUCUAUAUGCAAUGUCACAUUAACUUGAUAAUCUUGGAAUUCUUUAUGAAUAUAUAACAUAAAGAUAAAUUAUUAUCAAUAGUCUAAAUAAACAUUUAAGUAGAAUAUAACAUUGUUGUAAAGGCUUAGAAUUAUUAUUCAUAGGAGUAGAAUAAUAUGAUGAAGAAUUAUUAUAAUUAUUCACUGAAAUCAAAGAGAUAUAUAACAAAUUUAAAGUAGAACUUAAAAUAAUUGCAUUAAUGGGAGAUAUGCAUUAAGAAAAUAGAAAGGAUAUUAUGAAAUUACCCUUUCAUGAUUUCUUAUCUAAACCAAUAAUGAUAGAUGCAUUAUUAUUUAUUCUAACUAAAUGGAUCAAAAUUUCAUGA
Messenger RNA from Paramecium pentaurelia, 1892 nucleotides. Lineage: Eukaryota; Ciliophora; Oligohymenophorea; Peniculida; Parameciidae. The record is from the annotation of a GenBank genome assembly.